CAGCGCAACAGCAUACAGCACGCAGCAGCGGCCGCGCCACCACAGCGAACAGCGAGGCACACCUCGAGUCGCGAGAGGCUUCCCCGUUCGUCUCCCUUCCUCCGCAAAGCUUCGCUUUGCUCUCGCGCGCGCGCCCCUGUCCGUCCGCUCCAGCUAGCUAGAUCCCCCGGGCAGCCGAUCGGUGGGGUUCCGGUGUGUGGUGGUGGCGGCGGCGGAGAGGGAAGCUGCGGGGGCCGGGAGGGCGGCGGGGAUGCCUCUGCUGCGCCGGCGCCGGCGGGGCCGGUGACGCCCGCCGUGGCGGUCGCCUGUGGUGAGCGGGACGGGGAUCGGGACCGCCUGUGUCGGGGUGGAAGGGGGAGCGAGGCGGCGAGGACGGUUGGGUUGGAUUGGAUUGGACUGGACUAGGUUGCGCGCCGUCUGUUGAGGAGAGAAUUGAGAUUGGGAGUUGUUCGUCCGCGGUGUGUACUUGGUAACUUCACGGGGGAGAAAGCAACUUGAUCCGAUCCCUUCAACAGUAGAGUUGAGGUCGUUACACAAGGGACUUCUUAGGGUGGUAUUUGAUUAUUUUGGAGCUGUGAGACUCUGCACUAAAUAGUCCACUCUUCGGUCUGGGUCCAUCUAAGCAAAGUAUUAGAACUUUAAGCACACUUAAACCCAGGUUACAGCAAGUGUUUGGCCUUAGCAGAGUAACGGCAAUUGGAUCAAUUCAAGUGGGUGAGUGGAAUCGAUCCUUCAGAAGAUUCUGAUCCAAGUUCAAUUCACGAGUAGAUUCGUGAAUUCUAUAGGUUUUCUCGUGGAAAUUGAACACUAAUUUGGCUGCUCUUUUGGGGCCGGGCGCACAAAUUUGAAAUAUUGGGAGUGCUGGUGUGAUAUAGAGGUCUAGGAGGAGAUAUGAGGUACUACUUGCGUCAGGUCCAGCGUUUGGUUGGGGAUAUGGAAGGAGGAGCUCUCUUGUUUAUAGAUGACCUCAACUCCAAGUGACCAAGCGAGCAGCUGUUGAACAAUUCCCUUCUAUUUCUGUUUCUUUUUCCUGUGGAUUUGGAGAUGGAGAUGAAUUCCUCUGGUGAGGAAAUGGUUGUAAAGGUAAGAAAGCCGUACACAAUAACAAAGCAGCGGGAGCGGUGGACUGAGGCAGAGCACAAACGCUUCCUUGAAGCCUUGAAACUUUAUGGAAGAGCAUGGCAGCGCAUAGAAGAGCAUGUUGGGACAAAGACGGCUGUGCAGAUUAGAAGUCACGCUCAAAAGUUCUUCACCAAGUUGGAAAAGGAAGCUAUGAACAAUGGUACUUCUCCAGGGCAAGCUCAUGACAUUGAUAUACCUCCACCACGGCCUAAAAGGAAGCCUAACAGUCCAUAUCCUCGAAAAAGUGGUCUCAGCUCUGAGACACCAUCGAAGGAAGUUCCAAAUGAUAAGUCAACAAAAUCAAAUUUGACAGUGGGCAAUGGCAAUGUACAAAUGGCAGGCGAUGUGUCUCUGCAGAAAUUUCAGAGGAAGGAGGUGUCUGAAAAAGGAAGCUGCUCGGAAGUUCUUAAUCUCUUCCGAGAUGCCCCAUCUGCAUCAUUUACUUCAGUUAACAAAAGCUCUUCGAAUAAUGGUGUACCCAGGGGGAUUGAACCAACCAAAAAAGAAAUCCGAGAUAUGACUACCAUGGAAAAGAAUUCAAUUAAUCCCACCAUGCAAGAGGAUGUAAAAGAGAUCAAUGAUCAGGAAAUGGGAAGGGUUAAUGGAAUCCACAUCAGUUCUAAAUGUAACCAUUCGAAUGAAGAAUAUUUGGACUUCUCAAUGCAACAAAUGAAGCUAAAGCCAAAGUCUUCGGAGACAACAUAUGUGGACAAACAAACUGCAAGAACCUCACAUACCCUGGCAGAGAGGAAUGGUGCAACUAGCAUUCCUGUCACUGGAAUUGAAGGAACUCAUCCUGAUCAAACAAGCGAUCAAGUGGGAGUCAAUGGAAGUAUGAGUCCAUGCAUCCAUCCAAUGCUUUCUAUGGAUCCAAAAUUUGAUAGCAGUGCCACACCACAGUCUUUUCCUCAUAAUUAUGCUGCCUUUGCUCCGAUGAUGCAGUGCAACUGCAACCAGGAUACCUACAGAUCAUUCAUGAACAUGUCAUCCACCUUCUCCAGCAUGCUUGUUUCCACAUUGUUGUCAAACCCUGCCAUCCAUGCAGCCGCUAGGCUCGCAGCAUCGUACUGGCCAGCAGCAGAAGGUAAUACUCAUGUUGAUCCAAAUCAAGAAAAUCCUGCGGAGGGUGUUCAAGGAAGAAACUUAGGCUCUCCUCCAAGCAUGGCUUCUAUUGUAGCAGCUACAGUUGCUGCAGCAUCUGCAUGGUGGGCAACACAAGGUCUUCUCCCUUUUCUCGCUCACCCCAUGGCUUUUCCAUUUGUACCAGCUCCUAGUGCUGCCUUUCCCACAGCAGAUGUUCCACGACCUUCAGAGAAAGACAGAGAUUGCCUGGUUGAAAAUGCACAAAAGGAAUGCCAAGAAGCUCAGAAACAAGGCCAGUCUGAAGCUUUGAGAGUUGUUGCAUAUUCAGAGUCUGAUGGGAGUAGAAAAGGCGACAUGUCUAUCCAUACUGAAUUAAAGAUAUCUCCUGUCCAGAAUGCUGAGGUCACACCUACCACAGGAGCUGACACAAGUGAUGCAUUGAGGAAUAAGAAAAAGAAGGAUCGCUCUUCAUGCGGCUCCAACACGCCUUCAAGUAGUGAUGUAGAGGCAGUAAAUGUUCCUGAGAAGGAAGACAAGGUUAACGACAAGGCAAAGCAAGCCUCCUGCAGUAACUCUUCAGCUGGUGACACUAAUCACCGCAGGUUUAGAAGCACUGGAAGCACAAGUGAUUCGUGGAAGGAAGUUUCGGAAGAGGGUCGUCUGGCAUUCGAUGCACUGUUCAGUAGAGAAAAGCUUCCACAAAGCUUUUCUCCCCCACAGGCAGAAGAAUCAAAGGAGGUUGCCAAUGAGGAGGAAGAUGAAGUGACCACAGUUACGGUUGACCUCAACAAGAACGCCACAAGCAUUGAUCAUGAGCUCGACAUGAUGGAUGAGCCAAGAACUUCCUUCCCCAAUGAAUUGUCACACCUGAAGCUUAAAUCACGCAAAACAGGCUUCAAACCAUACAAGAGAUGUUCUGUGGAAGCGAAGGAGAACAGGGUGCAGGCUAGCGAUGAGAUUGGUACCAAGAGGAUCCGUCUUGAGAGCGAAGCAUCAACCUGAUUCCUACAUGGCUGCCGGCCAGCCUCUUCAUGGACUUUGUGUCAAAAAUUAUAUUUACACCUGAGCUAUUAUAGGACUUCAGACCUUGCAAUGCAAUGCUUCAUUAAACUCAAUUUAUUGUGUGUUGUAUUUUAAUGCUUGCCAAGCAGCCUGUCUAGACUGCUUUAAAACCUUAUCUCGUAGACUCUGAAUUAAGCAUUAAGCGACUCUUGAACUUCUUGGUCAAAAGGUAUAUUUUUUCCUUA
This is a messenger RNA of Panicum hallii, 3452 nucleotides long. Its product is annotated as protein LHY. The transcript has 12 exons. NCBI's taxonomy places the organism in Eukaryota, Viridiplantae, Streptophyta, Magnoliopsida, Poales, Poaceae. Bases 1045 to 3207 code for a protein of 720 amino acids. The record is from RefSeq and is a predicted model, not a curated record. Gene Ontology annotation, molecular function: DNA binding.